AUGAACUUUUGGAGAGUGUUCAAGUCCGUACAAGCCUUGGCUGCUCACAUCUUCCUCUUCUCUUUCACUCUCGCUUUGGUUCUCAAGCUCAAUCACACCUUCUCUUACUCUUGGUGGGUUGUGUGUCUACCUCUGUGGGCUUUCCAUGCUGUUGUUGCAAGGGGAAGAUUCUCGCUUCCUGCUCCAAUCGCUCCUCAUAACCGUCAUUGGGCUCCAUGUCAUGCUGUUGUCGCAACACCGUUGCUUGUAGCUUUCGAGUUGCUCCUCUGUGUAUACCUCGAGACUGCCUAUGCUCCUUGGCCACCAGCUGUGAGCUUGAAGAUUGUUUUUCUCCCUUUAUUGGCGUUUGAAGUGAUUAUACUAGUGGACAAUGCCAGAAUGUGUCGUGCACUGAUGCCUGGAGAUGAAGAGAGCGUAAAUGAUGAAGCAAUAUGGGAAGCACUUCCUCAUUUCUGGGUUGCGAUUUCCAUGGUGUUCUUUCUGGCUGCUACAGUCUUUACCCUUCUAAAGCUGUCUGGCGAUGUAGCUGCUCUUGGCUGGUGGGAUUUAUUCAUCAAUUUCGGAAUUGCAGAGUGCUUUGCUUUUCUUGUUUGUACAAAAUGGUCCAAUCCAGUAAUUCAUAGAAGCACACGUGUCAGAGAACCCGGGUCAUCUUCUACCACGACUAGAUAUUUUGACUGGAACAGUGGCCUUGUGGGUUUUUCAGAAGAUGAUAGGCACCAAGAUCCUUGUAGCCUGCAAGACAUUGGUGGUCAUAUUAUGAAAAUUCCCCUCAUUGUGUUUCAAGUGGUGCUUUGCAUGCAUCUUGAGGGGACUCCUGAAAGUGCUAAGUAUAUACCUGUCCCAGUGCUGUUUUCUCCACUUUUCAUACUGCAAGGCAUUGGUGUUCUAUUUGCUGCUUCAAAAUUAAUAGAGAAGGUUGUUCUAUUGCUGCGCGGCGAAGAUGAUACAGGGUUGUAUUUUAGAUUUUCAUCAAGAGCCCAUGAUUGCUUGGGUUUCUGGCACCAUGGAUCCAGGCUACUAGGUUGGUGGUCAAUUGAUGAAGGAAGCCGAGAGGAGCAAGCUCGACUAUACUUUGAUAAAGAGUCUGGUUACAAUACCUUCUGUGGUCAUCCGCCUGAAAUAGUCAAGAAAAUGCCUAAGAAAGAUCUUGCUGAGGAGGUGUGGAGGCUUCAAGCAGCACUUGGUGAACAAACAGAAAUCACGAAAUUCAGCCAGCAGGAAUAUGAGAGACUGCAAAACGAGAAAGUGCUGUGUAGGGUUUGUUUCGAAAGAGAAAUCAGUGUGGUAUUGCUUCCAUGUAGACACCGUGUUCUCUGCAGAGACUGCUCAGACAAGUGUAAAAAAUGUCCCUUCUGCCGUAUAACCAUCGAAGAGCGGCUCCCCGUAUAUGAUGUUUAA
Molecule: messenger RNA, 1401 nt
Organism: Arabis nemorensis
Lineage: Eukaryota; Viridiplantae; Streptophyta; Magnoliopsida; Brassicales; Brassicaceae
Source: the annotation of a GenBank genome assembly